CUCGAGUCAGGUGUGGAAAAACAGUCUAUGAGCUGAAAACAGUCUCCACGGCUUGUUCUGUAUGAUACAUACGUUGUUCUUCCCUACAACAUGUUAAGUUCAAGUUUCUCUCUCAGGAUAUUUCGGAAUUUUAGGUGAAAUUCAUUCAGACAUGUAAAAACACCGGGACAUGGCACGUGUAUGUUGGAACGUAGCAAUAUUUACUUUUUCGGUGAAUCACGCUAUUGAGAGUUAGUUCCCUUUGUAACAAUGGUGAAGGAUCAAGAUUUAAUUCAAGCUGUAAAGGAUAGAAAUAUUCCAGUUUUACAAAAGUUACUGACCAAAACAGGGAAAUCUAAUAAAAAGUUAAUAGGAAGCAGUAAAAGAAUUAACAUCAACUACCAAGAUGGAGAUGGAAUGUCAGCUCUGCACCAGGCCUCCUUAAUGGGGAAUGUCGAAAUGAUGCAAAUGUUACUGGAGUGUCAUGCCGACGUCAGUAUCCAUGACAACAAAGGUAUGUUAGCCCUCCACUAUGCCGCCUGGCAGGGAUUGUCUGAUCCCGUCCACACCCUCCUCCAGUGGAAAUCCCCAGUCAACGAGGUCUCUCAGGACGGGAACACCCCCCUACAUCUGGCCUGUCAGCACGGACAUUUUGAUGUGGUGAAUCUUUUGGUGCUUCAUAACUCCUCCCCCACAAUGCAGAAUAAGGACAAGAAAACUCCGCUAGACCUUGCCUGUGAAUUCGGAAGAUACAGAGUUGUAGAUUUGUUACUCAGGAGUAACCUGUGUGCCUCUUUGUUGAUGGAUAGUCCUGAUGACCUUGUAGAUGAAAACGGGACUACCCCCCUACAUUUGGCCGCUAAAAAUGGACACAUUGAAAUUAUACGACUCCUGCUACAAGCUGGCGUGAACAUCAACCGAAGUACGCUGAAGGGGACAUCACUCCAUGAAGCUGCACUCUGUGGAAAAAUAGAAGUUGUACGACUUUUAUUGGAUUGUGGUAUAGAUGUCAACAAGGCGAAUUCUUACGACCAGACAGCAUUAGACAUCGUCAACUCCUACACUACCUCGAGAGCCGCCAAAGAUCUAAAGCAGAUACUGAAAGAGGCCAGUUUCGCUGUGCAGGCGAGAGCCAUCAAAAACUAUUGUAAUAUUUAUGACCCGAGUACCCUGGCAUUUAAAGAAGGGGAUAUCAUCAAGGUGCUAGAACAGAGAGACGAUGCCUGGAAGGGGGUGGUGAUCAGUGAUGGGCGGAUGGCCAAACCUGGAUACUUCCCUCCAGAUGCUGUAGUCUUAUUGGACAACUCCGCACAUUACCCCAGCCACAUUAUCGAAGGAAAAAGGGUUCAUAUGCCCAGCGUCCCCGACUUACUGAAUCGGAGCCCAGGAUACCUUCAGACCGGCCUAGGGAGCCCCUUUAACUCCGCGACCCUCCCACCCUCGGGGUACCUCCACAGCCCCGGGCACCACCAAUCACAGACCAGCCUCGGCAUGGACCACUCAUUUCCUCCACCCCCAGCCAUGUUCUCACCCAACUCACCCUAUAAAAAAGAUUGGGACGGAGGUAGUGCCUUUACGUUUUCACCACCUCAGACCUACAGACUGUACAACACUUCAUCAGAGAACUUGAAUGGCCGGAUUGUGAACCAUAAUGGUGAACAAGUGGGUGAGUGGUCAUCGCUUCCUGCCUUUGCCAGUGACAUAAGAAAUGCAGGACAUGGAAAAGGAAGCCCGACUAACAGUAAUCGUAACAGCGCGGCCAGCAGCGACAGUGGACGGGGAUAUAGUACAGGACAUUUAGACCACGCCAACGCUAACGUUAAGCCACCGCAUAACUUUGCCAAUGUCCAGAUAAACAACAACAAUCGACUGUCCAGUCAGAGUUACGAGUCUGGGGUGUCGUCGCGACAGAGUUAUCACAGCACGUCCAGUUCCAGCGUGGGCAGUCUCGACCGACUGGAGGAAUCGGGACAAAUGAGCACCAUCAACGUCGCCGAACUGUUCAGGGCAGGCAUGCCUGACCAUGAGGUGAUGAGAGUCUGGCUGAGGGACCUCCGCUUUGAGGAAUAUUGUAUCUUAUUUGUCCAGGCAGGAUAUGACAUGCCUACCAUCUCCCACAUGACACCUCAGGAUUUAUCUGCUAUAGGGAUUACCAAGCCCGGACACAGGAAACGACUGAAGGCAGAAAUAGCUCGGCUGAAUAUUCAUGAUGGGAUCCCGGAUUUCAAACCCGUCGAUAUGAUGGAGUGGCUCCACAUGCUAGGAUUAGAACAGUAUUACAACACCCUGUCACAGCAGGGCUACACUGACCUUGACAAGGUCACGGACAUAACCUGGGAGGACCUGGAGGAAAUAGGCAUCCAGAAACUAGGUCACCAAAAGAAAAUAACUUUGGCUAUAGAGCGUCUGAAAAGAAUCAAUGCCAACAGUAAACGACUUUCUUCAAUGGACAGGAGUGGACACAGUGAAAUAAUAGACCCACCCCCACCCCUGGGCCACACCAGAUGGUCAGGGGAGGAUUACAUCCACGAGAUUCCAUCCUCACCAUUUAAAACAAAGAAAUCUUUCUCUGGGGACAAUUUAAACAGUGACCGUCUCUCACAAAAGAGUGACCGAUUCUCACAGCAUAGUGACAAUAGUCUGGAGUUUGUGUCUCACAGUCCAAACACCAGCUAUCAGCCGGACGUCGUGGCCAUUCAGGUUAAAAGACACGGAUCUCAAUCAGAAUCUCCGAAGGACAUGCCUGGUGCUAGGAUUUCAUCGUUUCAGGGACCGACUUCUGUAAGGGAGGAUCGAGACAGCACCCCCACAGCUGAAGAGGAGAUGGAACAGCAGCCUGCUCCCAUUGUUGCCCCCUCGGUGCCAAAAGCUGUGAUCAAACCAAAGCCAGUAGCCAAGAUCAUUGCCAAAACAAAGCGAAGCAGCAAAGAGACAUCGCCAGAGAUUAUAGACAUUGAGAAAUACGAGGCACAGAAAAAUCACGAAAUGGGGAUGAGUCCUGGAAAAGCCUUCCUUCUCAAUGCAGCGAUGCUGAAGAAGACGGGACAAUCUGAUCACAUCUAUGAUCAACCGAGAAUGCAGAACUCUCCUAAAUCUCCAAAGUCUCCCACACAUUCUCCGAUGUCCCAUCCGUUCCCUGCCAGCACAACAGCACCGGUUUUUGUCUCAGUCUCAAAUCAGAAUGGUUCACAACAGCCACAGAAUUCACCAACUAGUCGGAAAGUUCCCCCUCCUCCACCUCCCAAACGCACUAAUUCAAUCUCCAACAGGCAAGAUACAAACUCAUCCAGGUAUGCUGGAAGUAUUCCCAAGUCUGCCUUACAGAAUAAUGAUCAAAACGCUCAGAAGACUCCAGCGAUGCCUACUGGGAAUUCUUCUCAACAAACUCCCAGAAGGGGGUCCAUAGAAGAUGGUCAGAAACAACUUGCUUUUGCUUCUUGUGUUCAAAGUCUCUCAGUCAAAUUUGGCAGUAAACGAGUGGAGAAGAGUUCAGAGGAUGUGAACAGUUCUGAUGGAGAAGACUUUCCACCUCCCCCUCCUCCAAUAGCCAUGGACAUUAUCACUCCAAAAAUUCAUAACUAUGGAAUCCCCAGCAAGGAUGAUAAAACACCAGGUGAAUUAAGGGGAAUGGGAAAAUUAGGGCAGCCCCCCACCCCCACACCUAAUGAUAAACCAAACUCAUUCACUUAUAAAGCUCCUGUUCUACAAACAGUCAAAGAGAACCCAUCACCUCCCGUAGUCUCCAUGGUGCCAAACUUUACCAAGAAUCCCCCUGUUCUUAAUCAUGUGACUACCACUGCCCAAUCAAAAGACCAAGUUCAAACCUCUCCCAGAGUUCAACAUGUUUCUCAUGAACUCAAAAGAAAAGACUCGACAUCGAGUUCCGAUUCUGUAGUGUCAGCCUCCAGUGUAGACUCGAACACCUUGCCUUUCGCCAAUGAGAAUGUAGGAACAAUAAAACAACGUGCACCUCCAGCCAAGCCCUCCAUAGUGCCAAUCAACGAGAGUCCAGCUCAGGGUAACGGACAGGGAUUCCCCGACCAUCAACGAGUCUUACCCAGUGUUCCACAGAAACCGAGCAUCCCAGCUCACCUCAAGACACCAAACAAAGGACCAAGACCCUCAGUGGCUAUGAAGCCUAAUGCCUCACCACCAGUGCCAACCAAACCAAAAAUUGGUAAGAAGAAGGAUGAAGAUGUGUUGAAUGAUAUAGACAAUAUGUUACAAGGCCUGACAGAGGAAUUAGACGCAAUGUUGGAGGAGGAGCUAGAAAUCGACGAGUGAAUCUGUCACGGUUUAUUGAACAAAGUGGACAGGAAAGAAAACAAGGAUUUCAUUUCGAACAUCUUAUUUAUUAACAAGUUAUAAAAAGAUAUGGGGCUCUUCAAAAACUAUAUAUUAUGCUCUCAUUAUAAGUCAUCUGGAAUUUCAUUUCAAACAUCAUCUCAUCACUACCAGAAUGUCUUCUUUAAUUUCAUUGGCUGGACAUGGUGAGGCUUGUUUAAAAUAGCCAAUCACAAAGCUUCAUUGGAGGAGGUGUGAAUUUCAUCAUGUAUUUUCCUUAGGGAAACAGACUUAAUACUUAUGUGAUGUCAUUCAUAAGGAGAAGUUUAAAAACAAAUAAUUUCAAAGUCAGGAAGCUGUUUAUAUUGUACAGAGCUAAACAUCCCCGUGCUUCUGCGAGUGCUUUGAACCAUUGCAUCAUGUCUUAAUUUAAAAUGUUCUAUUUUAAGUUGUAAACCUAGUCAGUUAUGUCAAUGAGGAAAUGUAUUUAUUGUGCCUGUGAUAACUUCUUGUAUAUUAAGUGUUUAUACUGUGCUAAAGAUCUUUGAAUAUUAGUGUCAAUGUACAUGCCUUAAUUUGCCACAUAAGUAUGACUUUGUUUCAUGUUCCAUAGAAAUUUAGGUCUUUUCUGCAGUUUGGUUAUUUUUUAAAUGCAUUUUGAAUGACAAAUUUUGUCCUUCAAGUAUUUCUUUCAGCAUGUAGUGUCAGGUUUAAUCAUAUGUAUACUUUCAUAUGGGAGACAAAUAAUAAACUAUGCAGUAUUAUCUAUGUACAGUUAAUUGUUACACAUCUACCGGCAUUUCACUGAAUGUCUAAGGCAUAUUUACUCUGGGAAAUAAUGCUAUUGCAGUAAAUGGCACCAUCUAAGAUCUGUUUAUUCCUGUCAUGUUAUUUUUUUCUAAAAAAUGAUUUUCAAAAGGACUUAUAAAAGGGUUAAGUUUCAUUUAAUCCUAUAAAAUAUUAUCUUUCUGUAUUUUGUGAUCUCUCAAUGUUCAGCCAUUUUGCAAUAAGUUCUGACACUGUUUGAUUGUAUGGUUGUGACAUAAUCUUUGGCAUAAUAAUGUUAGUUAUGAUCUUGGAAUGCACAAUGGUUAUAUUCAGUUCUUAUUGAGAAUAGUGGUGGUAAUUUAGCUAUAAGGAAAUUAGAGUGUGUAGUCGCUAUAACGGUCAUUCUAGCCUUAUUUUCGUACACCAAUUCUUUUGAAACAUUUUCAGUUAGUGUAACAGUUACUGCAUAUUCAACAUAAUUCAGGGAACAUGGUUUUUAUGAGCUACUUAAGCUGAACAUUAUAAGUUGAGCACCACUGGUCAGUUUUUAAGAGAUCAUCAGCAAUAAAUAUUUUAAGGGAAUUAUGUCGAAAAAUGACUUCAAAGACACCAGCUUUUGUCACACAACAAAAUAGGUUUUAUAUGAAGAAUAUAAUCAUUUCAUACAAGAACUAAAUAGACAAGUCUGAACUGAAUUAUUGGUUUUUAUUUCGUUACCUUUGUUGUUUACUAAAUAAAAAAAACUUAAAUAUUGUUUUUAUCAAUAUUUUCUAUUUAUACAUGUAUUGAAAUGUUACCUUUUCUGUGCUAUUGCAAGACUACAAUUCAGAUCCUCUUUGGACAUGACAUUAGACAGAUAUUCCUAUUUAUAUAGAUUUUUAACUUACUUCCUACAUUCAUAGUUACUAUGCUGUCAUUAUUUAAGUGCCUGAUAGUAUUUUAUUAUGUUAAGGGGAUAUAAUUCUGGUAGUUUUAAAGAUAAGGGAGAUAAAUGCCAAAAUUGUAAUAUCCCAAUAUUCAGCACCUGGGAGAAUGCUGUGAAGCUAUCAGGAGCAUUUGGAGUUUGUUAUUUUGUGUUAUGUUAUUGUUACUGUCUUAAUACAAAGCUGUACCAAACAUACAGCUCAUCAAAGAUGUAUACAAAUAAAAUAAAUGUCUCAGAA
Molecule: messenger RNA, 6194 nt
Organism: Saccostrea cuccullata (small rock oyster)
Lineage: Eukaryota; Metazoa; Mollusca; Bivalvia; Ostreida; Ostreidae
Product: caskin-2-like
Exons: 20
Coding region: 250-4263 (1337 amino acids)
Molecular function (GO): protein binding
Source: RefSeq, a predicted model, not a curated record